AUGUCUGGGGUUAGAGGAUGGAGGGAAGGCAGCAGGUACAGGACGACUGCUGCCUCCAGUACCCCAUUUUCCUCUCAGGGCUACCUCUCGGAUGACAACAGUAAAACAGAAAACCCCCAGAAGCUGACAACAUCUGAAGAGGAGCAAAGUGGACAAACGUCAGCCUCCCAAGAACAGGAAGGACAGUAUGUCGGCCCAUAUGUCUUGAUAACUCCAAAUCAAACCAGAAGAAACCAGCUGCAGCAAAUUGCUAAGAAAGAGCUACAUGACCUGGAGCGGUGGAAGGAAGAGCACAGGCCAGGGCUGAUUAAGUUGGUUCCACAGAGACUGGGUGGAAAGGAAUCAGAGGCUCAAGCAAGGCAAAAACAGCAAAUGAUGCUUAUGCAAUCUAAAUACCAGCAAAAGCACAAGAGAGAAGAAUAUGUAAAAGCAAAAAAGACAGCUGAAGAAGCUGAAAUCCUGAAAAAGAAAGCAAUUCAGAGAGAAAAG
Messenger RNA from Leptosomus discolor (cuckoo roller), 489 nucleotides. The record is from RefSeq and is a predicted model, not a curated record. Lineage: Eukaryota; Metazoa; Chordata; Aves; Leptosomiformes; Leptosomidae.